Impatiens glandulifera is the source of this 1583-nucleotide messenger RNA. RefSeq names its product peroxisome biogenesis protein 12. Gene Ontology annotation, molecular function: zinc ion binding; protein binding; ubiquitin-protein transferase activity. The record is from RefSeq and is a predicted model, not a curated record. Bases 95 to 1273 code for a protein of 392 amino acids. Gene Ontology annotation, cellular component: peroxisomal membrane; peroxisomal importomer complex. Gene Ontology annotation, biological process: protein monoubiquitination; protein import into peroxisome matrix. The transcript has 10 exons. NCBI's taxonomy places the organism in Eukaryota, Viridiplantae, Streptophyta, Magnoliopsida, Ericales, Balsaminaceae.
CCUCGUCUGGUAGGACAGUAGACACCACAGAUCUGUUGAUCAAUUUUGUGCUCGUGAAAGAGAUAGAGAAUAGGAGACACAGAAUAAACGAGCGAUGUUGUUUCAGGUCGGUGGACAAGGGACUCGUCCCACCUUCUUCGAGAUGGCGGCUGCUCAGCAGCUUCCUUCCAGUCUCAGAGCUGCUCUAACGUACUCAAUCGGUGUGUUCGCUUUAAGAAGACCCUUCUUUCACAAGGUUCUAGAUUAUGAAGAUGAGUUAUUUUCAUUGCUUAUGCUGGUUCUUGAGACUCACAGCUUACGUACCACAGAUGCUUCAUUUUCUGAAUCUCUAUAUGGAUUGCGAAGAAGAGCAGCUAAAAUACAAUUGGCAAAGGAAACUACUCGGUCAGAAACCAUUGAUAGAACUCACAACUCGGGAUUACAUAAGCAUCAAAAAGUUCUCUCAGUUGUAUUUCAGGUUGUGUUGCCCUAUUUUAAAUCUAAAUUACACUCCCUCUACAAUAAAGAACGAGAAGCUGCUCUGCGAGCUAGUUUAUGGGGAUCUGAAGAUGAUAGAUUUGGAGGUGAUGAUUUUAUUGACAACAGUAAUUCCCUUGCCUCUACAAGUGCUUCAGAUGCAGAAGCAUCUUCUGCUACAAUUUUGAAGAAGAGGCUUAGAAAGAUCAUUGGUGUAUGCUACCCAUGGCUGCAUGCAGGGAACGAAGGAUUAUCAUUUGCUUAUCAGUUGCUGUAUCUAUUAGAUGCUACCGGUUUCUAUUCUUUGGGACUGCAUAUGCUUGGCAUCCAUGUUUGUCGUGCAACUGGGCAAGAGCUGAUGGAUACAUCUUCCAGAAUUUCCAAGGUAAGAAGCCGAGAACGCGAGAGGCUUCGGGGUCCUCCUUGGUUGAAGGCCAUACAGGGUGGACUGCUCACAUGUACAUACACAGUUCUUGAUUAUGCACAAACAGGUUUGAUUGCCGCGGUGUUCUUCUUUAAGAUGAUGGAGUGGUGGUACCAAUCUGCCGAAGAGAGAAUGUCAGCUCCAACGGUUUAUCCUCCCCCGCCACCUCCACCACCACCCAAGGUUGCUAAAGAGGGGAUUCCCCUACCAAGGGAUAGAACAAUCUGCGCUUUAUGCUCACAGAAACGGGCAAAUCCAUCUGUCCUAGCUGCUUCUGGCUUUGUCUUCUGCUAUGCUUGCAUAUUCAAAUAUGUCUCUCAGUAUAAACGAUGCCCAGUUACGUUAAUGGCUGCAAACGUGGACGAGGUUAGAAGAUUAUUUCAUGAUAUUUAGAGAAAAUACGAUCACAGAUCACAGCGAACGGGAGAGAACACAUUUCCCGGCCUUCGAACAAGAGCUUUGUUGUUGUUUGCUGCUUGUUUGAGUUUUAGCCAUUUGCAUGAUUGAUUUGUCUUACAGUUAGGUAAUCAAAAGUGUUCAUUCAUCUCCCUAGUUGAUUGGCAUGGGAAUUAAUUAGUUUUUUUUUCUUCUUUCAAUAUAUUAUGAUUUAAUAAUGACUUCUAUAAACUCUGAUAGCCAGGAGUUCCGCCUUUCAUUCAAUUAAAUAAAUCAGUUAUAAAUAUAGAAAGCUUUGUACUGAUCA